This is a messenger RNA of Rotaria socialis, 726 nucleotides long. The record is from the annotation of a GenBank genome assembly. Lineage: Eukaryota; Metazoa; Rotifera; Eurotatoria; Philodinida; Philodinidae.
AUGCUUGAAGUUGAAAAUACUCUAUUUUCGAUAGGAUUUCGUCGUCUUACGAUAACCGUAAAUUGUACUAUGAAUACUGAACUAGUAAAUUAUGUAAUACGUGGACUUUCAAUAAGAAUUAAAACAACUCACACAGCUACAACAACAUCUUCAACAUCAUCAAUUUCAACGACAACAACCACGCAAAAAUCCACGUCCACUGAAACGACUCCCUUGUACUUAAUAAUAGCAACAACUACACCCUUGACAACAACAACAACAUCGGCAAGACAAAAAACAACAAUAACAUCGACCAGAUCAACAACUACAAAAUCUACAUCAAAGACAACGAAAUCUACGAUAAAAUCAUCUAGAACCAGACGAACAACAUUGGCAUCAACGAAAAUUUCCCAUUCAACCAAUAAAACAAUAUUCGUGCCAUCUACAUCAUUCACAACAUCAACUAUCAGUACGACGCCAACUGCUAAACCAACACCGAAAUCAGAAACCAGUACAACUACCACUUUAUUUUUAACCACAAUAGCAAUACCAGUAUUAACAACAACACCGAGCAUAGUUAUCAAAUCUAUUGAUAAUAUAACAGAAAAAUGUCACUCAUUUACAUCCUCAUUUUCAAUACUUGUUACUAAUUCAACUUAUCCAAUAUCUGAAGCGAAUACAUCUCAUGAAAUUAUGGCAGGAACACGUUCGACAUCGAUGGAACAAAUGCUCGUUCGUUUGUCAUAA